UCCCCCUUCGACCUCGAUUUUUUGAGAUCUCCGAGGGUCCCUGGAGGUUUCUGGAGAUUUCCAGAAAUGAGGUUUCAGAAAUGCCUCUCUGUCCGGGGGCCUCCAGAAUCCUCCUCCUGCUCCUCCUCCUGCUCCUCGUUCUCGAACGGUGGGGCAUCAUCCAGCAGCUUCUCCGUCAUGGGCAUCUACAUCGGAGUUGUCUACACUAUCGGCCGCUUCCUCCGAAUGGUGUUCCAGGACAGCUCGAAGCGCAUGAUAUACGAGGAGCUUCCGGACACGGCGCGGUUGACAGACCUGUGCAACGGCAUCUACACCGCCCGCAUCACGGGCGACUUGUACAGAGAGCAUGAGAGUUCUACUACGAGCUCGUCCGCAUCUACCGCAGCCCGGAGCUCCUUCUGGAGAUCUCUGGGAAGUGGGGCAACAGGGGUGGCGCCGCCGGGGCGCUCCCUGUGCAG
Messenger RNA from Prorocentrum cordatum, 458 nucleotides. The record is from the annotation of a GenBank genome assembly. Lineage: Eukaryota; Dinophyceae; Prorocentrales; Prorocentraceae.